GUCUCUGGAAUUAGCGAGUACAGUACUUCACAGACACGAAAAACUCCCAUUUCUGGCUGUCGUUCGCUGCUGCGCCGCCGCACUCCAUCUCCAAUGGCACACCUCAUUCGGGACGGGUCAUCGUGUCGUCUCGCCUUCUCCGGAGCUGCGCGAUCCUUGUCCACGGCGUGGUGGCGCCACGUGGAGCCUGCUCCCAAGGAUCCCAUCCUCGGCGUUACCGAAGCUUUCCUCGCCGAUCCUAGUCCUGCAAAAGUCAGUGUCGGCGUUGCUGCUUAUCGUGAUGAUAACGGAAAGCCGGUGGUUCUGGAGUGCGUCAGAGAAGCCGAGAGGAGAAUCGCCGGCAAUUCGAACAUGGGAACGGUCUCAACCAUUGAUAAAUGCAUGCAAUUUCUUCAAACUUGUAUAGAAUCAAAAUCGCUCAAGAAAGGAAAAAUUGUUCAUCAAUUUCUUCUCAAAUUUUGUGCCGAAGAUUUAAGCUCAAACUCCUUUCUCUUGGACAUGCUCACUCUUCUCUACGUUUCAUGCAAAAGGCCUCAACUUGCACGCCGAGUGUUCGACAAAAGCGCAUCCAGAAGGAAAAACAAGACUAUAUUAUGGGACCAAAUGAUUAGGGCUUACGCAUGGGACGGACCAUUUGAGAAAGCCGUUCAAUUGUACGAUGAAAUGAUAGAUUCUGGGAUCAAACCCACCAAAUACACGUACACUUUCGUGCUCAAGGCUUGCUCUGCUUUGCACGAUAUAGAAACCGGCGUGAAGAUUCGUGGGCAUGUGAAAAGACACAAUCUCGACAAAGAUGUUUACGUGUGUACAGCGUUGGUGAACUUCUAUGUUAAGUGUGGGUGUUUAGUGGAAGCAAGGGAACUGUUCGAUGAAAUGCCUGAAAGAGAUGUUGUGGCGUGGAAUGCGAUGAUUUCUGGGUUCUCGUCGAAUGGGAUGUAUUUGGAUGCAACUGGAUCGGUUUUGGAGAUGCAACGGAGGGGGCUGGAACCGAAUUCUUCAACAGUCGCAGCAAUUUUGCCUGUGAUCGGGGAGACAAGUAGGCUAAAGGAGGGAAAGAGUUUACAUGGUUUUGGCUUGAGGAGAGGUUUUGAUCGUGAUAUCGUAGUUGGAACUGGGAUUUUGGAUAUGUAUGGGAAAUGUGGUUUGCUUGUUUAUGCAAUGAGGAUAUUUCGUGCGUUGGUAUUCAAGAAUGAGGUUACUUGGUGUGCUAUAGUUGGGGCUUGCGUUACUUGUGGUUCUAUGCUAGAGGGCUUUGAAUUGCUCAGAAAAAUGAGGGUGGAAGUUGGUGGGAGUCCUUCUCCGGUCAUGCUCGCGACAAUUGUUCGUGGUUGUGCUAAGCUGAAUGAUUUGAGCAUGGGGAGACAGAUGCACUGUUACAUGAUCAAGCUAGGAUUGUUAUUUGAUAUUAUGGUGGGUAAUACACUCGUUUCGAUGUAUGCAAAAUGUGGAUCGAUAAAUGAUGCAAUGGGAUUCUUUGAGGGUAUGCAGGUUAAGGAUUCUGUUUCAUUCAGUGCUGUAAUAUCGGGUUGUGUUCAAAAUGGCUAUGCGGAGGAUGCCCUGCAGCUUUUUCAAAAAAUGCAGGUUGUAGGCGUUGAACCAGAAUUGGCAACCAUGAUGGGAUUCUUGCCAGCCUGCUCUUAUCUAGCAGCCCUUCAACAUGGAGUAUGUGGUCACAGCUACUCAAUUGUUCGUGGAUUCACAUCAGAUGUCUCAAUUUGCAAUGCUGUGAUCAACAUGUACAGUAAGUGUGGCAAGAUGGAAGCUGCAAGGAGCGUAUUUGACAGGAUGCACGAGAAGGAUGUGGUGUCGUGGAAUGCCAUGAUUGUUGGUUAUGGAAUUCAUGGGCUUGGCAAGGAAGCAAUUCUGCUGUUCGAGGAUAUGAAGAAUGGGGGUUAUAAACCGGAUGAAAUAACCUUCAUUGUGUUGCUGUCGGCUUGCAGCCAUUCGGGGCUCGUUGCUGAAGGGAAACAUCUCUUUCGAACCAUGACUCAAGAAUUCAACAUUGUGCCCAAGAUGGAUCACUACUUUUGCAUGGUGGAUCUAUUGGGCCGUGCUGGCUUCUUGGACGAGGCACAUAAACUCAUCAACACGAUGCCAUUUGAGCCCGAUGCUCAUGUAUGGAAUUCCUUACUAGCGGCUUGUAGGAUCCACCGAAAUAUUCAACUUGCAGAGGAAGUUUCUGAGAAUAUUCAAACCUUGGGACCUGGAAGCACUGCAAAUUUUGUUCUGUUAUGUAAUUUGUACACCACUGCUCAAAGAUGGGAUGAUGCUGCAAAUAUACGAAUCCAACAGAAGGAAAUGGGCUUCAAGAAAAGACCUGGAUGCAGCUGGAUUGAGGUGAAUGGGGUUGUUCAUGGCUUUGUUGGCGGAGAUUGGUCUCACCAAGAAUCACGUAAAAUAUAUAAGAAAUUGGAGGAGCUCAUGUCUGAGAUGAAACGAUUAGGCUACGCUGCAGAGUCUGAGUUUGUUUACCAUGACGUCGAAGAGGAGGAGAAGGAAAAGAUGCUCCUCUAUCACAGUGAGAAACUUGCUGUUGCAUAUGGGAUCAUUAGCCUUAAACCCGACAAAACUAUCAUGGUUACCAAGAAUUUGAGGGUGUGUGGUGACUGCCAUACUGCCUUAAAAUACAUUACAACUAUUACUAAGAGAGAAAUAACAGUAAGAGACACAGCUCGUUUUCACCAUUUCAAGAAUGGAGCUUGCAGUUGCAGAGAGUUUUGGUGAAAGCAAAGAGGAUUUUAGUGGGAUUACUUGGGCCUGUGGGUGAACACUCGCCUCGCAGCCUGCUAUGCAGCAUCGAGCAUGGUAAAUCUUUGAUGAUCGCCAAGAAAAUGAUGAAAGGUUUCGUUUAAUGAUAUUUGUUGUGUCCCUAGAUGCAACUGUGUAUAUAUAAGUGAGAACUCACAGGCAUAUAUAGGGUGCAAGACUACCAAAAUUGAUGAGGUAUUAUGCUUAUAUCCUGGGAAUGUAAGGUCGCCCUCAUCUAAAAAGGAUUGAAGGUUGCCGAGCAUGCUAGGAUGUCCUUUACCACCAGUCCAAGCACGUAAAUAGCCAUCUUCGACGAGACCGUCAUAGGAUUAAUACACGUGGGACAACAGCAUGCUACUUUCUGGGAUCAGAGGUGACAUAUUUUGGUUCAACUCCGGAAUAUGGAGAAGAGAAGUAGGAUAUUAUAACCACACUUUCCUCUGGACACGACUAUACCCGAGCCCUCCGGAUGUCUUCAUACGGAUUUCUGCUCUAUGGUCCUGGUUCACAUGCAUGGUACCAGCUCCUUGAUCAUUUUAUGCCACCGAAAAAUGUUCAGAACCUGACGGCAAAGGUACCUUUAUCUCGGGUCUUCUCAUCUCUGAAGAGCACACAUCCUGGUACAUGAUCUACAGAAUGUCUCUUCUGGCUCCCUUUUCACAUGGUGUUGAAUCAAAUCGUGCUAAGUCCGACUGUAAUUGGUGUUAUUUUUGCGUGGAAUAAUUUAGGGCUAAUAAAUACAAGAACGAUGCCCUCCCUACCCUACUUACAGGUUUUAAGUUCUGGAUUCCGGUCAGUAUACUGAUUUUUGGGUAUGUUUUGUUUUCCCCUUCACAGAGAGAGUUUGCAGUACCUAUUUCAGAACAAAAGAGUUAUAGCAGUGAAGGGGAUAUUUUGAUCUUCUGAGAAUAGAAAAAUAAAUUAAAAAAAGUUACUCCUAUUUCCUUAUGUUUUUAAAAGCAAGUUGUACGUGUGUGCAAACUUUUCCAUUUUGAGUUGUAUUUUUUCAAUUUUUCGUUGGUUAAUGUAACCCAUAUUAUUCGUAGGUUA
Molecule: messenger RNA, 3798 nt
Organism: Salvia splendens (bonfire salvia)
Lineage: Eukaryota; Viridiplantae; Streptophyta; Magnoliopsida; Lamiales; Lamiaceae
Product: pentatricopeptide repeat-containing protein At3g16610-like
Biological process (GO): RNA modification
Molecular function (GO): protein binding; zinc ion binding; RNA binding
Source: RefSeq, a predicted model, not a curated record